This is a messenger RNA of Ruditapes philippinarum (Manila clam), 1130 nucleotides long. RefSeq names its product P2X purinoceptor 7-like. NCBI's taxonomy places the organism in Eukaryota, Metazoa, Mollusca, Bivalvia, Venerida, Veneridae. The transcript has 3 exons. Bases 125 to 760 code for a protein of 211 amino acids. The record is from RefSeq and is a predicted model, not a curated record.
GUAAGUCGUAAUCAAGCAAUCCAUAAAGCACUGAGCGCACCUGUACGGAAAAUGCCGAUUUAAAAUACGCAAAGUUACGGAAUGCAACGAAUCGCCUUUACGGCUGUGACGUCACAGGAGGUACAUGUUUAUUUUCACACUAUCAGUUACAAUGGCGUAUAGUUCAAGCAGCGAAAGUUUUGACGAGUUUUCAUCAAACAAUACUAGCUUGGACGAUGAAAGCUCACCAGAAGGAGAGAACUAUGGGGAAGGUAUUAACCCUUACCAAUUUGAACCGCUCAGGACAGCACUUGUCAGUUCUAACGAGUCGAACUCCGGGGAAGAAAAUGACGAUGUAGAAUCGACACAGCUACAGGAUGUUGGCGAAUGGUGUACAUGUCACAACUGUCAAAUGAUGGCAACAGCAGUAGAGUGCCGGUGUUGUUGUAGAGUCACCAGAGUAUCUGACAAGAUGGACGAGCACAAGACAGAAACUGGACAGGGCCUGAGUUGUAUUACUGCUCAUCCGGGGUUCAGUACAGUCUGCCUUGAUAGGUAUGUACUGGAGACAGCCUAUCUCCAGUAUCGUCAGCAGUAUGGGGAAAGGGACGAGGAAGACAUUAAUAGGAGACACAGAUAUACUGCGUAUCGGCAGCUGGCCAGAUGGUGUUGGGGCUACCUUGGGAAGGAAGUUCGAGUGGUCUUGCCAUCAUGUGCUGUGAUAAAAAUAAGAACUACAUACCCAUCCGAGGAUUAUGAAGGGUUCCACUUUGCUGGAUAGGGACAUGAUUAUAUAGUCAUUUGUUAACUGAAAAAUUGUGUGUGUCUUUUUUAUUAUAUAAAAGGUUAUUUUGAAGAAGUUGUUUCUUAUUCCUUGUUGUUGUCACAACUGCAGCAUAAACAUCAUUUUCUUACCACAUUUUAUCCUUUAGCAUUUAUCCAAUUAAUGUUUGGACUAUCAAAUUUCUAAUAUAUAUAAAGGUAAUCAGUAUGAAAUUCAACAUUUAUUGGUUCUCUUCUAUUUUUAAUAAACAAAAGAUUUUUAUUUUCUCUAUAAAUAGCAUUAAUAUCAAAGGCUGUAUAAAAUAAUUGAUAGAUUAUGAUCUCCUCCCUAAAUGUUUAAAUGUCUCCCUUAUGGUAGCAUUCUCCUC